AUGUUUUUAAGAGUUUUUGUUCUAUUUUUUGGUAGCAUUUAUUUAGCAGUCGGUCAGGAAAACGUGGCGUUGGGCAAAAUUGUUAGGGAGAGUUCAUUCUCAUCUCCAUAUACUGGAUUCCUGGUGGUCGAUGGGUUGCUCAGUCCUCCGUACUGCUUUACCUCGCAAACGUCUGGCUAUCAGUGGGUUCAAAUUGAUCUCAUCUGGCUGUUUCAUGUCAAUUUGAUUGACGUUUAUGGGAAGCAGUUAACGAAAGUCGUGAACAUCAGACUGACCAACGAAAAUCUUGUGACGUUGGUCUCAUGCAACAAUCUAACCAGUCAACUGAACAGCCCCAACGUAACAUUCCAGUGUCCGAACACUGGCAAAUAUUCAAGCAGGUACAUCAGCAUCGAUCAGAGUUCCAAUGCUGUCGACACUUUGAGCAUUUGUGAAGUGGUUGUUGAUGGUCAAUUUGCCGAUGUUUCAAUUCGUAAAGCAAAUCUCGUAUUGAAGAAAAUGAGCCUCUCGAGUUCCGAAUAUCCGGCGACCAACAGUCUAACUUUGAAAGCAUUCAAGAUGAUUUCCACGUUCAUGGUUGAUGGAGUAAGAGACACCACACCACUGCAUGGUCAUUGUGUGCAAACUUCUGAAGUUGGGACAAGUCCGAAUUGGAUUCAGGCGGACAUGGACGGCAAUCACCACAUCGACUACAUCGCCUUCACUAACAGAGAUACACCACUUGAUUUUGUUCUAGUUCGUUCAACCAACUUCAUCAUCGGACUGACCCCAUACAACGCCAGUGAUGUUGCACCAGUGAGAGGUCAGUACCCCCUGUGCAACACCUACCCUGGGGCUGUUCCGAGAAACCGUAGAGUCACUCUUCAAUGCAAUGCCAACUUGCCCGCCUACCGUUACGUCAUCGUGCAGCAGGCGUACGGAAUCUCGGAUGGACAUUUAACUGUCUGUGAACUGGAAGUUUAUGAACCAUCAAGUUUUAGCAAAGUGUGGAUUUCAAGACAAGAUCAUCAAUUGGUUGGCUAUACCUUCUUGGAGUUUCCUGCAUUGAGACCGAUGUCGUGCAUCGUCCAGUGCAUAAAACUGGGGUUGUACCAAUGUGACUCGAUCAACUUCAACAAGCAACUGAACGUCUGCCAACUAAACAGUCACAGGAACGGCUUUCAGAUCGGAAAUUUUGCAUCCAACAAAAACUGGACAUUUUGGAAUGCUACCUAUUAUUAUCCCGGAGGAAAUCGCUGA
Messenger RNA from Helobdella robusta, 1239 nucleotides. RefSeq lists its product as hypothetical. The coding region runs from base 1 to 1239 and encodes 412 amino acids. The record is from RefSeq and is a predicted model, not a curated record. The transcript is spliced from 5 exons. NCBI's taxonomy places the organism in Eukaryota, Metazoa, Annelida, Clitellata, Rhynchobdellida, Glossiphoniidae.